This is a messenger RNA of Pipra filicauda (Wire-tailed manakin), 4285 nucleotides long. It is a transcript of the gene PPIL2, whose product is annotated as peptidylprolyl isomerase like 2. Lineage: Eukaryota; Metazoa; Chordata; Aves; Passeriformes; Pipridae. The transcript has 16 exons. Gene Ontology annotation, molecular function: ubiquitin-ubiquitin ligase activity; peptidyl-prolyl cis-trans isomerase activity. Gene Ontology annotation, cellular component: catalytic step 2 spliceosome. The record is from RefSeq and is a predicted model, not a curated record. The coding region runs from base 1078 to 2667 and encodes 529 amino acids. Gene Ontology annotation, biological process: protein folding; protein polyubiquitination; protein peptidyl-prolyl isomerization.
UUUCCCAGCGGACAGAUACGAGGUGAAGCUAAAUACAGAUGCAGCAUUCCUAACUCUACAUCUGAACAGUCUGUCUGAGACUCCAUAUCUUCCUGCAGGUGUGUUUGUGCCAUGGAGAGAUGAUUGAAGGUCUUUCUUCACACAUGAGGAGGCCAAUGUAUUGUUGAGAAGGAAUGCAAUUACAGCUGUUUCAUUUGGUUUUGCCAGCCUCUCACCACCUUGCUGCUCUGCAUUGGCUGGCAGUUUUGGGCUGUUGCCAGAUCAGUUUUUUUCACCCAGAGCAGCUCUGUGACACCUGCUCUCGUUGCAGACUGUGAACUGUGAUGUGGUUUAAAAUUACUUGGGGUAAAUGCGAAGCAAGAAGUGUAAUGUGCCCAGUGGUCUUGUGUAAUACAGAGAGAGGGAGACUGUGAAAAUAUACUUGGUGAACCAUAAAUGCUCAAAUGAAGUCUGGCUUUGAGUGGAGUUCACCCAGACUUGUGCCUCUCUGUUUGUUCUGCAGUGCACCUCCAGCUCUCCUCGACAUGCACCCCCUUUUCCUCUGCAUCACUCUGUCUGGGCAGCCCCUUCUUCUUCCCUUUUGUUGUUGCUGGACUGCUGCUGUCCAGCUCUCUCCUCCCCAGGACAGAGGUGUUCAGAUCAGCUGGAAGCAAAAGGAGCCCCUUGUUGUCCAGAACAGCACCCAGCCCUGCUGAACCCAGCCCUGUGGAGCUGUAGGUCAAAGAGUGGCACUGAAGGAAGAGUUGUAGCUUGGCCUUUGUUUCCCAGAGGGCUAGCUCAGAUUUUUGGAUGGGGGAGGAAGGGGAUGGGGGUGCUGGGACAAGGCAGGGUAGGGGCAGAGGCAGUCAGUGGACUGAGCUUGUGCAUCCCUGCACUGUGCUGUCCUCUGUUUAAUCUGUCACUGUGUGUGCACCUUCUGUGCCCUGUGCAGCUUGCUCAUGGAAACCAGAGAGUAUCUUCUGUAAGGAACUGGUGACUUACAGAAAGACUGGGUUUGUUCAGAAAGGAAUUGAGCCAGAUCAGCUGCAAUGCCAUGUUUUGUACAGGGUUUUAUGAAGUUACUUUGCACAAUUGGUGAUGAGGCUCUGGAGAAUUUUUCCAUCUAUUUGUCUUAAAGUAAAAAAUUAUAAUGAAAUCCUUUGUGGCUUGUACUUCUCUUAUUAUGGUUUGCUACAGGACAGAUGCUUUAGAGAAGUCAACAGGCUGCUUGGAACUGGCAUUGUUAAUGGUGCACUCUUGGCACUCACUAAUUCUGUCUGGCUUCUUAUUUCUGAAGUGGACCCCUCAGUGGAGAACUGGAGAGCCUUGCAGUCAUUAAUGUGUUUGUCUUCACAGUGCUCCAGGAAACUAGAUGCCAAAUCACUUAUAAAGCUGAAUUUUGCUAAAAACAGUGAAGGCAAGUACCACUGUCCAGUGCUAUUCACUGUAUUCACCAAUAACUCCCAUAUUGUGGCCAUCAAGACUACUGGAAAUGUAUUUGCCUAUGAGGCAGUCGAGCAGCUGAACAUAAAACCAAAGAGCUACAAGGAUCUCCUGACAGACGAGCCCUUCACUCGGCAGGACAUUGUGACACUGCAGGAUCCAACCAACCUGGAUAAGUUCAACGUCUCAAACUUCUUUCACGUUAAGAACAACAUAAAAGUAGUUGAUCCAGAUGAAGAAAAAGCAAAAUUGGAUCCAUCUUACUAUUUGAAAAAUACAAACACAGAGACCCGAGAGACUUUACUGGAGCUUUAUAAGGAAUUCAAAGGUGAUGAUAUUUUAGCAGCUACUAUGAAGGCUCCUGAAAAAAAGAAAGUGGAUAAGCUGAAUGCAGCUCACUAUUCCACUGGAGCUGUAAGUGCUUCCUUCACCUCCACUGCAAUGGUGCCUGAAACUACUCACGAAGCAGCUGCUAUUGAAGAUGAUGUUGUGAGGUACCAGUAUGUGAAGAAGAAGGGAUAUGUGCGACUUCACACCAAUAAAGGAGACCUAAACCUGGAGCUGCACUGUGACAUGACACCCCGAACAUGUGAAAAUUUUAUCAAAUUGUGCAAGAAGAACUAUUAUGAUGGGACAAUUUUUCACCGAUCAAUUCGGAAUUUUGUGAUCCAAGGAGGUGAUCCUACUGGGACAGGAACAGGAGGAGAAUCUUACUGGGGAAAACCUUUCAAAGAUGAAUUCAAGCCCAAUUUGUCCCACACAGGACGUGGUGUUCUUAGUAUGGCAAAUUCAGGACCCAACACAAACAAAUCACAGUUCUUCAUCACAUUCCGCUCUUGUGCGUAUCUGGACAAGAAGCACACAGUUUUUGGAAGGGUGGUUGGUGGCUUUGAGACUCUGACUGCUAUGGAGAAUGUGGAAAGUGACCCAAAAACAGACCGUCCCAAGGAGGAAAUACGAAUUCAGACGACGACGGUGUUUGUUGAUCCCUAUGAAGAGGCUGAUGCGCAGGUCACUGCUGAAAGAGAGAAGUUCCAGCAGGAAGAAGAAGCAGCCAAAACAAAAGCUGAGGUGGUCCCACCACAGAAGGAGGUCCAGGCUCCUAAAACUUACCGGCAGGGGAUUGGAAAAUACAUCAACAUGGCUGCAGCGAAGCGCAGCGCAGAGGAGGACGGGCCCUCGACCAGCACAGCUGCGAAGAAAGAGAAAAAGAGCUCAGGCUUUGGGGACUUCAGCUCCUGGUAGCAGCACGGGGAGCCCAGCACUGGGGCAGCACAGCAACAACAGAAAAGGCGCCUCCCACGUGUCCCCAGAGAGCCUGAAAGACAGUCUGUCCUGGGGAGGGAAGGCACUGGCCUGCCCUUCCCCUGGGAAAGAGAACUGCUGCUUUGUUGAGGCCGGUUAAUGUGGCUUUGUUUUCUAGAGAGCUCGUCCCCCCACGCUGCAUCUUCCUCGAAGGCAGUUGUGGUGUUGUUUUGCGAAGCAGGGGCAGGCAGCCCAGCUCCCCAGGGCUCAGCUGGAGCCUUUCUCUGCAUGGCUGGCAGCGGCCCAGGCAGAGCCCAGCCCCACAGGACGCUGCAGGGAGCAGGACGGGGGUGAAAGAGCUCCUUUCACAGGUAAAGGUCCCCAGACCGCCCCGUGUGCCAAGCGAAGGAAUGAGUGAAUGUGCUGGGAAGUGCCUGUGCUGCUGCAGGGCUCUGUGCAGGGGCCCCAGCCUGUCCUGCCCUUCCCUUCCAGCUGCCUCUUGCUGCUUCUCAACAAGGACCAAUUUUGUCUCUUGCUCUUUGUGGGCCUGCUGGGAUGGUGCCGUUGGUCUCCGAAAGGCCUCGCUCGCUCCACAACAAGCCCUCUCUGAACCUGUUAAAGUGUCAACAGCCUGGGGGAAGCUGCAAAUGUAGAUGGGGAUCCAGGGGUAGCUGCACCACUUGUUGCUCCCAGUGGCUGCCCUUCCCUGAGCCACUGGACAGCCAGAGGGGCCAGGAUGCACCAGCUGACACCUGCCCUCAGGUCCCAGAAACUGCAGCCUGGAGCAACUGAGCAGGAACAGAAAGAACCGUCCCUAAGGCUGCUCCUUGCAGGGGAACACAGCCCGUGUCUGCCCUGACAUCAGGCUUCCCAUCACUAGGAAAAACCAUAUAAUAGAGCUGGCAGGCAUCUCGGAUAUUUCCAUUGCAUGCCCACAAAUUAUUAGGAAUCUUAAUAAAGCCUUAUGGAGUAAAGGGAUAUCAGCCUGUGAAGUUUUAGUCCCAAAACAUCUGUGUGUUCCCUUCGCUUAGACAUUGCAGGCUCUGUCCUGAAUGUUACUUUGGAGUUCAUCUUAGGUGUUUUCAGGUGAGAGAAAUGCCCUUCCUACCUCCUGUGUGGCUGAGGAGAAAGUUUUGUAAUCCCCUUUGGAACAAUACAUUUGUAUCGGUGGUUUCAUGUUUUAAGAGAAGACUCCACUUAUAUGAAAUUGCUGUAGAAACUUUUGGUAAAAUAUUUUGCAUUAAAUGCUUUUAUUUUCUUUUGAGUGCUUGCCUUCAACUGUUCAACUAUCAUUUCCAAGACCAUGGCAUUGCAAAGUUGAUUGUUGUACAAGGAAAUGAUUCAUUCGUGCUUUUUAAGAUGCUCGUAAGGAACUGGGAUCUCUGCGGAUAUGAUUACAUCUUUGUUAAAUCAUAGGAAGUUCAAACUAGUUUGAAAGAAUAAUAGGGGGGGUUGUUUUGCAACAUUUUUGAGCGACUAAGUUUGAAAUAACAUGUUUGAUUACUGGAACAGGGGGUAUGAUGGUACUUUCCUAAAGCUGAGUUUAUUCUGUCCUAUUGGAACCUCUUGUUUCUACUGGGCUUGCCUUUUCAUGAUAAAUUGUUAUUGAUUCCUUCUA